AUGUCCAAUUCCGGAAAUGAUCCCACAUUUGAAACAGAGUUGAUACAGACAACUGCUCAAGCUUACGAAGCGCUUGCAUCUUCAGAAAACAUUGCAGCGAAGUUCUGGGAGAAAUGGAACACUAAAUAUCUUACUAUUUUACGCGACAGCCACAGAUGUCAACUGAAUCGGAAACGUCAUGUGAGUAAAAUUCCAGAAAUCGGUGAAAUUGUACUAGUUGAACAGGAAUUACUGCCCAGAGGACAAUGGGUACAUGGUAAAAUAGAAGAUUUAGUUCGAAGCGCAGACGGCAUGAUAAGGUCCGCUAAAAUUCUAAUGCCUAUCCGCAAAAUUUUGCGGAGACCAUUAAUAAAAUAUACCGUCUAA
Molecule: messenger RNA, 366 nt
Organism: Necator americanus (New World hookworm)
Lineage: Eukaryota; Metazoa; Nematoda; Chromadorea; Rhabditida; Ancylostomatidae
Exons: 1
Coding region: 1-366 (121 amino acids)
Source: RefSeq, a predicted model, not a curated record